AUGGCCCUUUGUUUUAAAAAUGACAUGCUUCUAUAUAUUCUCUUUCUAAAUGAGUACGAGGAACUUUACAAUACAAAAAAAAAUAAUCCUUUCUCUCUCGUACUUCAGCCGCCUGUUGUUUUUUUUUUCUGGGUUUUUGAUUGUGAAGAACAGAGAGUGGAAGGAGACGGGAAGAGGACAAUAUCACUUCUAGAAAGUAGCAACCGUACUCACGAAGGAGGAAGCGGAGCUGAGAACUCGUCGGAGGAGUGGCCGAGACUGGCUGAGGUUAAGGAGAUACUCUCUUACUAUCCAACGAAUUACAAGCCGUCUGCAGUUAUUCCACUCCUAGAUCUUGCACAACAGCAACAUGGAGGCUGGCUCCCUGUUUCAGCAAUGAAUGCAGUUGCUAAAGUUAUAGAAGUUGCUCCUAUCCGUGUUUAUGAGGUUGCAACAUUUUACUCAAUGUUCAACAGGGCUAAUGUUGGAAAGUAUCACCUUCUAGUUUGUGGCACAACACCUUGCAUGAUUCGUGGUUCACGUGACAUCGAAUCAGCUCUGCUAGACCAUUUGGGAGUGAAACGCGGUGAAGUCACAAAGGAUGGUUUGUUUUCUGUUGGUGAGAUGGAAUGCAUGGGAUGUUGUGUUAUUGGGUAGCCUAAGCCACCGCAGUUCCGUGAUCUUGAUGCAUGCUAAGCAAAGUGCUGCAACGGCUAUUGUUUAAGCAAGCUUGAGUUCUAUAUUUUGUGUUAAACGUUUUUGCACUUACCUCUUUUGAGGAUGUUUUAUUUUUGUCCUAGACUUCUAUUAUGCCUUAAACUCGAUGCUAGUUCCUACAAGACCUUUUAUCACCA
Molecule: messenger RNA, 833 nt
Organism: Capsella rubella
Lineage: Eukaryota; Viridiplantae; Streptophyta; Magnoliopsida; Brassicales; Brassicaceae
Product: NADH dehydrogenase [ubiquinone] flavoprotein 2, mitochondrial
Exons: 8
Coding region: 1-636 (211 amino acids)
Biological process (GO): mitochondrial electron transport, NADH to ubiquinone
Molecular function (GO): NADH dehydrogenase activity
Source: RefSeq, a predicted model, not a curated record